Aspergillus clavatus NRRL 1 is the source of this 2439-nucleotide messenger RNA. Its product is annotated as DUF3433 domain-containing protein. The record is from RefSeq and is a predicted model, not a curated record. NCBI's taxonomy places the organism in Eukaryota, Fungi, Ascomycota, Eurotiomycetes, Eurotiales, Aspergillaceae. The transcript has 2 exons. The coding region runs from base 1 to 2439 and encodes 812 amino acids.
AUGAAUUUUCCGGGCUCUGGGAAUGUGAGUCUCAGAACCGUCAGUUCAAGCAGACCACAAUUGUUUCGGACCGAGUCUCAACAGUCUAUUGCUGCAUCGGACGAUUACUAUUCCUUCUCGGAUCGCACGACAUCCUCCAGUUCCAGAUCUCCAAGUGCGGGUAGUCGGCUUACCGUUCAGCGGUAUGCCACACCGAAUUCACACCCUGUCUCGAAUUCAUCGUCUCCCGCGGUCUCUCGAACGCAUCUAGGCCCCAAUAUGGCUGGUUCUCGAUCGCAGCAUUCCAUUCUGGGCCCAUCUCGGGGUAAGAAUGUGCCCUCCACCACUGAUAUGCCAGCUGGGUCAACUCGACACCUGCCAAACGACAGUUAUGCCGGUCGCUCCCCAACACCUGGAAUGGACGACUCGCCUUACAUCCGUUUCGCUAUCAACCAACUCUCGCGAGAUGAUGAGCCGAGGCCUGACUCAAGGCAGAGUUCCAUCACCAGUGUUGAUUAUCCAGCACAGCCGCUCAUGUGGGAUGAAGGCUUGGGCCAAUUCACUCGGUCGCCCAAGCCAAAAAAGAGCUCCCUACGGCCGUCAGAGGAGCAUUUACGUCCCGACAGAUUUCCUUUGAAUUCAGUCGAUCCAGAAGCAUUUGUUGCGGUCGAUUCUCCAGAUGAUAGCCUGCUAUACCCGUCCCUAACCUACAUGCCAGUUGUAUUACGGCCGUGGGCGCUAGCUCUGAUCAUUCUUUGUUCCCUGCUCAUGAUUGCUGGUGUUGUCUUUUGCAAUGUCUGGUCCCAGCGACAUCAAGGGCUCUGGGAUUACAAUGGACAGGGAGGCCCCCGGUAUUUCGUCGUGCAAUUCCUCCCGCAGAUACUGGCAGCUCUUAUUACGAUUUGGACCUUUGUGAUCCAGGCGGCUGUGUAUCGUGUGAUGCCUUUUCUGAUCAUGGCCGCUGAGAAACAACAAGAUCGCGUGAUACAACGGCUUCCAGUCCUGUCGCGGAAUUUCCUGCUUCCGGACCUGUCCUAUUUCAGCCACGGGGAGCCCUUGGUUGGGAUUUCUCUGUUUGCAAUCUGGCUGUCCAAUCUGAUCACGUUACCACUGCUAGGCUCUUUCUUUCAAGCAAAGUGGUAUCGGAUUGAUGGGGAGGGACAGUGGCGGUGGAAUGCAGUCAUUGCUGUGGGGUGGACACUCGUUGCUCUGUACGGGGUGCUAGUUAUCGGCCUGAUGGCGCUCCUGGUCCGCUUUGUGCGGACAUGGUCGGGGUUGAUGUGGGAUCCUGUCAGCCUGGCUGAUUUGAUCCCUAUCAUCCAACGAUCGAAUGUUCUACACGACUUUGAACAUUCCGAAACGGUGACGGAUGUUGGCGAGACUCUUCCCCUUAGAGUACUCAGGCUAGGAUACUGGCGAGUCUCGAACCACACUGAAGCGUUCUAUGGGAUUGGCGAGGUCGACGCUCCAAUCCGGAAUCCAUCCCUGCAUCACACGGAGAAGACCCGUGAGAAACAGCCGCAUGGGCUUUCAACCGUUGCCGUUGAUGUCGAGAGACAGAACUUGCAUGCGGGCGAUAACCCCGAACAUCAGUUAUAUUCUCAGGCCGUCCGUCAUCGUUGGACACCUUGGUUUUUGAAGGACACCUGUGUGGUGGCGUGGACAGUCAUCAUUGGCGCGCUCUUCAUUGCCUUUGUGCUCGUCAGCUUUAUCCAUGAUGCCAUUCAAGGUGGAUUCCCUCCACGCUUGCCAACGCUACCAUCGACAGGCGCCUUCUCGUCCUCCAAUUUCCUGUACAGUUUGGUUCCUGCAUUUAUCGGAAACAUUCUCUUCCUCGCCUGGCAACCUGUCGAUGUCUACUUCCGAGCAUUGCAACCAUUCGCUGCUCUCUCCUCUCCAGAUGGUGCGCGUGCAGAGCAGAGUCUGCUCCUCGGAUACCCUGCCUCCUUCCCUCUCCUGGUAACUGUGCAGGCCGUCCUCAACAAACAUUACAAGGUGGCUUGGAUCUCUUUGAUGGGUAUCGUCUCGGCUGCCCUUCCAAUCUUGGCCGGGGGCGUCUUCAUCGCUCUUUGGUAUCCUUCUCACGACGAAGUGAGGAUUGCCGCGUUGAUGCCGGCUUUCUAUGCGCUGGUUGCCUUUUGCGCUUUAUACACCGUCUCUUUUCUGUGUAUUUGGCCUCGACGACGCCGCCAUCUCCCCCACGAUAUCAGUACUUUGGCCGACCAGAUGAGCUUUGUCUACCAAAGUCCCCUGCUCGCGGAUAGCUUACUUCGAGAACCUAGGAGCAAGGCGGACCUUGUUACUCGAUUGGUCACAGCGGCCCCAGGAGAUCGCGAAUAUCCAUUAUACGGCUUUGGGAUCUACGUUGGCCGCGAUGGAAAAGAGCAUCUUGGAAUUGAUCGAUUUCGACGACCAGGUCGAUCCGAUAUGCUCAUUACAACAGGGACAGUGAAACACUGA